Aspergillus steynii IBT 23096 is the source of this 1566-nucleotide messenger RNA. RefSeq names its product protein transporter YIF1. Gene Ontology annotation, biological process: endoplasmic reticulum to Golgi vesicle-mediated transport. The coding region runs from base 179 to 1252 and encodes 357 amino acids. Lineage: Eukaryota; Fungi; Ascomycota; Eurotiomycetes; Eurotiales; Aspergillaceae. Gene Ontology annotation, cellular component: COPII-coated ER to Golgi transport vesicle; Golgi membrane; endoplasmic reticulum-Golgi intermediate compartment. The record is from RefSeq and is a predicted model, not a curated record. The transcript has 3 exons.
GAACUUCUCUGCAGCCACGUAUAAACAGUUCGGCCCAUCUCAUCUCACCCUCUGCCCUCCUUCCUCCCUGAUUUCAUCUCUCGACACCGCAUUCACUGCCUCCACCCCACCCCUCGAGCUCGUUGUGCAUUGUGGCCUCCGACCCCUUUUCAGUCUUCACGAUUGAGCUGUGAGAAGCAUGUACCGCCAGAAUUUUGCUCCUCCGCCGGCGCAGUCGCCUCCGCUGCACCAUCCUGUACCGCAACAUGUGUCGACCGUCCCGAUGAUGCGCUCACCACCUCCCCCGACAUCCCAGCAGCCCCAAACGGCCAGCUAUGGCAAUCCGUACCAGCCGGCUCCCGCCCAAGGGGGCAGUGGCACCUACGCCCCCGGUUUCGGGGGCUUCAUUAACGAUCCGACGGCACAGAUGGGAUUCCAGGUCGGGAAGACCGCGAUGGCUGCCGGACAGGAAUACAUGGAGCAGAACUUCAACCGCUACGUCUCGAUACCUGCGCUCAAACACUACUUUAACGUCUCCAACUCCUACGUGUUGAACAAACUGGUUCUGGUGCUUUUCCCAUGGCGACACAAGCCUUGGUCCCGUCAGCAGGCACGCAUGACGACAGCUUCGACGGGGCCGAAUGGUCAGAUCUCCCAACAGCAGUACUCAUCCAUGUUCCUGCCCCCUCGCGAUGACCUGAACUCGCCCGACAUGUAUAUCCCGGUUAUGGCACUGGUCACAUACAUCCUGCUCUCGUCCAUGCUCGCGGGAUUCCGAGGCAAUUUCCACCCGGAGCUCCUGGGUUCGACGACUACGACAGCGAUUGCGGUGAUCUUGUUCGAGAUCCUGUGCCUGAAACUGGCCAUGUAUAUUCUCAGCAUCAACAACGAGUCGCAACUCCUGGAUUUGGUCGCCUACUCGGGCUACAAGUUUGUGGGAAUCAUUCUGACCCUGGUGUUUUCGGAGGUCCUAAGUCCGGGGAGGGGCACCGGUGGCUGGGUUGGCUGGAUCGUAUUCGUCUACACAUUCUUGGCUAAUGCGUUCUUCCUGCUCCGUUCCUUGAAAUACGUCUUGCUUCCGGACUCGACCAGCGAUGCGUCCAUGCGCACGGGGUCGAUGCACACCGUUGCCCGUUCGCAGCGCAACCGUCGCACGCAGUUCCUGUUCAUCUACUCCUACGUGGUGCAGUUCAUCUUCAUGUGGGUGCUGAGUCGGGAGGGACCCAUCGCCAUGGUUUCUGCCAACGCCGCUGGCUCCGGGGCAUCGUCAUAGUGCGGGAUGCGAUAGAGGAAGCUCACGAUAAAAUCAUAACGGCAUAAUCGGUGAAAGUUGUUAGGUAGAAGGCUUGAUUACGAUCAUUAUGUAUGUUAGAUAAAUACCACAUCUAUUGAUUUCUUUGCUUUGGGCAUAGUGGACUCACAUCGUUUACUCACAUCGUUACCGUGAAGAGUGGGUACGGAGGGGUCCAGACGUUUUGGGCCUUCUCUACUCGGGGCUGAGAAAGCAUCUAGAUUGGUCUGGCAACUACGACUGGAAGCUACAGUAUUUGGCUCUGGGAAGAUCGUGUAAAAUUAUAGGUAUAUUCA